Phoenix dactylifera (date palm) is the source of this 2746-nucleotide messenger RNA. RefSeq names its product BEL1-like homeodomain protein 9. Lineage: Eukaryota; Viridiplantae; Streptophyta; Magnoliopsida; Arecales; Arecaceae. Gene Ontology annotation, biological process: regulation of DNA-templated transcription. The record is from RefSeq and is a predicted model, not a curated record. Gene Ontology annotation, molecular function: DNA binding.
AUACACUCCGUAAUCCUCAAACUAACUUUUAGGGCAUGGGAGACAGAUUCGAACAUGGUUGGGCAUAUUUGUCAACAGAGGGUGUAUGUUUAACAAUUCGACCCCUUAUAAUUAAGUCCCGCCCCCUUAUUUCCCUUCGCUAUCGCUUUCGCUUUCGCUUUCGUGUCUUCAUCUUCCUCCUCUCUCUUUCUUGGUUGCCCCUCCGGGUGGAAAGAAGGAAAGAGACCUGUAGUUGUUAUUAAUAAAGAAAAAACGAAAAAAAGAAAACCGUUACCCAGUCCAGGGGAAGAGCUGAGGUGAAGAAGAUGUCGUCGGCGGCGGAGCGAUUCGCCGUCGUCGGAAGAGGAAAGGCGCAGCUGCAGCAACAGCAUCCGAUGUACCACGUGCCCCAACACAGCCGGAGGGAGAAGCUCCGUUUCCCGUCGGAGGACUCUCCUCCACCCAUUUCGCUACCCUCACUCCACGAUCCCAGCACCGCUUGGCCGCUCUACCCCGCCGAUACCGUCACUUCCUUCCUUCUGGCCUCUUCCUCCUCUUCCUCGUCGUCUUCCUCUACCUGUUACUCUCAAAACCCUAACUACAGCAUCGCUUCCAGUUCCCAUUUCUCUGGCCACCACAACACUCUCUCGCUCCCAGCGCACCACCACCGCCAGAUCUCCAACCAGGGCUUCUCUCUGUCCCUCUCUUCUUCUGCCUCCAGUCCUCCACCUCCUGCACGCCACCAGUUCGGUGUAGGUCCGCUCGGGCCCUUCACGGGCUACGCCACGGUUUUAAACCGCUCCAGCUUCCUGGAGCCUGCUCGACAACUUCUCGAGGAAAUUUGCGAUUUCGGCCGUAGGGCAGUAACAGCAGCAGGAGGAAGCGGUGCUGGUGACAUGCUUCUAGAUGCCGAUCCACGGGAGCCAUCGCCGAUGGAUCAUCGGAUGCAGGUGAACGAGGACGGCCGGAUCUCGGCUAGGGAGCAGCAGUGGAAGAAGUCCAGGCUUAUCUCCAUGCUUGAUGAGGUCUAUAGAAGGUAUAAGCAAUACUAUCAGCAGGUGCAAGCUGUCACCACGUCUUUUGAAUCUGUAGCUGGCUUAAGUACCACUGCCCCUUAUGCCUCCAUGGCCCUCAAUGCAAUGUCAAGCCACUUCAGACGUCUCAGAGUUAUGAUUUCUAAUCAGCUUCAUCACACAAACAAGAUUAUUGGAAAAGAAGGUCUCAGUAGGGAAGGAGCUCCAAGCUUCGGGCUCAUUAACAAUGGUGCUUGUCUUCAACGAACAGUAAACAACUCAGGUACCUUUGGCCAGCUGCAUAUUUGGCGACCUCAGAGAGGACUUCCUGAAUAUGCGGUGUCUGUCCUACGUGCUUGGCUAUUUGAACAUUUCUUGCACCCAUAUCCUACCGAUGCUGACAAGCAGAUGUUGUCUAAACAAACGGGUCUCACAAGAAAUCAGGUUUCAAACUGGUUUAUUAAUGCUAGGGUAAGACUCUGGAAACCAAUGGUUGAAGAGAUACACUCUCUUGAGAUGCAACAAUUGCAUAAAGUUUCAGCUGGUGAUAAAAGCCACGUCACCAAUGAGCAAUCUCAGCUACCAUCACCUUCUACUGCUGCUUCCUGUAACUCUCGACCAGCUCAAAGUGCCAACAGCCCAAAGAAUGAACACCCAACAACCAAAUGCAUUCAAGAUGAUCUCACUCAGAUACCCAAUCAUACCCAAGAGCCAUGUAACUUUGUAUAUGAUGUUGUACCUGGUCAUCAGCAUAUUGGAUUUGGUUUGGAUGUUGCUGCUGGAGGAACUUCAGGUGUUUCACUUACUCUUGGUCUCCACCAAGCCAGCGGGGUUUGCCUGGCAGAGCCUCUUCCGUUGAAUGUCAUUAAUUGUUUUGGUCUUGAAGAGUGCAAUGAUGUUUAUGUAAUGGGUGCAUUUGAUGGGCAAGAGUGGCAGUUUGGAAAGAACCUAGGUGGACAGUUCUUUCAUGAUUUUGUUGGAUGAAAGUGCUUGUGUGAAAUCAGCUCAGCCAGUAGAAUGGAGCAGAAAACCCUUUUUUUUCGAAAAUACCAACAUAGGCUACCAAAAUACUCAUCGGGGAUAGAAGUAACUCUAAUUCUUCAGGCAUGGUUGCAGAAGAUUAUAGCCAUCAUGAAUCAUAAGGAUAUGGCAGGAAUGUAGGUCGAUCUCCACUUCAGAAAAUUGAUGGCUGGCUGUUUAGGAGGUGAUUCUGGGUCCUUAACGGGUCGGUGUCCCGGGGAUUCAAGGCAGCUUUUUCGUUUUUGGCAGUCUCUGUCCAAUCUAUACCAGUCUUGGAUGGAUUCCAGGAGGAUGGCUAUAGUUUGCACUCAAUCCUGUAUCAAAUGGAUCAUUGGGCAUCGAAGUACUUAAAACUUUUGUGAAGUCAAAAGCGUUGGGUUGAGCAUUUUUGACCUCUGUUUGGUGUCGUUUAAUUCGAUUUAUUGGGGGCAUGGCGCUCUAUGUGCGAUUGGAUUGGAUGGUGGUAUUUUAAGCGGUGCAGGAGAGGCUUGAUAUCCGGGACUGGUGAAGCAGGGUUACCAUAUUGGGACAGAGAUUCAGUGGCCAACAUUUUUACGUCUUGGCAAUGUCAUGUACCGUGUGUGCAGAAUAAUUGCCUUCCUGAAGAUGACAUGAACUGUAAGAUAUAUCAUAGGCUUGGCAUUUGAUGUAUAACUCCUCUGGUUUUAGUCUUUUUGAUGGGUCUUGGUGUCUCUGUUAAACAGUAAUCAUGUUAUCUUAGUAUUAGAUGGGAA